This is a messenger RNA of Acaulospora morrowiae, 753 nucleotides long. Lineage: Eukaryota; Fungi; Glomeromycota; Glomeromycetes; Diversisporales; Acaulosporaceae. The record is from the annotation of a GenBank genome assembly.
AUGACCAUCGAUAAGGAGACGCCAGGGAGAGAGGACAAAAUACCAAGGACAAUAACGAAUGAGCACCCAGAGAGGAUGACGACGACCGGCAGGAUUGUGAGAGAAAACACAAACGGUGAUGAAGUCCAAAUAGCCAAAAGAGAUUGGGAAGAUGACGACGUGAAAGAGACUGCGAAACCCACCUAUGAUGAAGCUCUGAUGAACGAAUAUCCCGAAAUGACGACUACAGGAAAUGAUGACACAAGGGAGGUGGUGAGUAAACCGGAAGAAGACGGUGGAUUAGCAGAAGGAAGUCUUGACGAGAAGAUGUGCCCCGAGCCGCAAAGAGAAGUCAACCACGUGAAAAGGGUUGGUAAAGCUGUUCAAAGGAUCAAUGUAACGAUUAGAAAUCAAGAGCUAACCCAUGACGAAGUAUCGGUUGCUCGCGACUGCACGAAGCCAUGGGAUCGAAGCGGAAGACGAACCGGAAAAAGAUUAAAAGAAAGCAGUAAUGAGCCACGAACAAGACCAGGAACGUUUCGAAGAAAGAGAGAGAUGACGAGACAAGCCGCGACCACAGACCAAGGAGGAGGGCUCGAUGUGAAUAUUGGAAGCGAAAAAGGGAUCCAUGACGAAACGCCCGUAAAAUUGGAGGGACCUAUGAGGAAAGAAGAUCAAGAAGUCACGAUCAGUAAAAGUGAGCACGUGAGAGAACAAUUGAAAAGGAAUGACGAAACCACGAUGACGUAUCCGAUAAAGAAUGUGCCUACAAAG